AUGAAGAUCUUCAAUCGUUUCCGGAAAAUUAUAAUGAAACUUUUGUUCUCCAUCCCCUCAUCAUCAGCAACAACACAUCAUGGAAUGAGUAGCGGUACACCCAGGAAAAGAAACAGCACUAGCUGUGACAGAUUUGAGCCCCCAAAGACUUCAUGCAGUUCAUAUUACUCGUCUCAUUCGCAUUACAACGAGGCCAUAUCUGACUGCAUCGAGUUCUUUAACAAGUCUAGCCAAGAUGAUCAUGAGGCUGGAGGGAUGAUUUCGGAUGAUCCAGAUCAAUCUGGCUGGCAUAUGGUUUGA
Argentina anserina (silverweed cinquefoil) is the source of this 300-nucleotide messenger RNA. RefSeq lists its product as uncharacterized. The record is from RefSeq and is a predicted model, not a curated record. The transcript has a single exon. Bases 1 to 300 code for a protein of 99 amino acids. NCBI's taxonomy places the organism in Eukaryota, Viridiplantae, Streptophyta, Magnoliopsida, Rosales, Rosaceae.